GAUUCAGCUCCUCUCAGAGUGUUGAGAUUUAUGCGGUUCCAGUGUGUUGUUGUCAAACGUCAGGAAAUCCAUUUGAAAAAGGGAGGCAGUUGUCGUUGGAUGUGUACAACAAUGCUGGAGCAGACAACCAUGCCUAUCGCUACCAAUAUUCGUCACCUACAUCAUUAAAUAAAAGUUUUAUAGGAAGUUCUAGCACAACCUCACCUCCUGCGAAGUUGAGAAAACAGACAUGUUGGGCUUGGACGUUGUUGUUUGGAAACUUUGAUACCACUUCUCGACGAAAUCGUUUUAUUUUGUUGUUUGUCUUGCUACUGUUAAUUGGUGCAGGACUUGUUGCAGGGGUUUAUUUUGUUGUUGAUAAUACCAAAUCACACCAGAAGGAAAUAAGCUACAGACUUUCAGAACCAAGAUCUAUUAAAACAGUAGAUGGAGAGUUUAAGGUUACAAACAGAGAUUUCAUCCCAGGACUAAAGAGUAACUCCAGCCUGUCGUAUUUAAUGAUGGAAAGGGAACUUUUGUAUUCUAUUGACAGACUAUUUGAACAAAGUCCUUUAGAAAGUGUGUAUAAUAAGACUGUCAUUAUGAAAUUUAGGCCAGGAAGCAUCAUUGUAAAUUGUCGUAUUUUCUUGAAGACCAUAGUACAUAACACUAUUGAGAAUGUAGGGCAGGUAUUCAGACAAAGCCUGGAACAGAACAAUGGUUUCUUGGUGGGUGGACUGCUCAAAGUUGACAUGGAAUCUGUGAUAUUUAGGCCCAGUGCAACUUGGUCAUCAUGGGGUCAGUGGUCAUCUUGUAGCCAAAACAAUCAGUGUGACCCAAGCCUUACCAAGAGAAGGUUACGUGAUUGCCUAAAUAUUGAUGAAAAGAGGAAUGUGCUUAAUAACAAAGCCUGUCAGUGGCAAGAAGGACUUACAGUUGAAAAACAAAAAUGUGUUUGUUCUUCAUUGAAUGUUUCAACAAAGAGAAUUCUAGUAAUCAACACCAGUUCCUCACCACAUCUCACCACUAGUAUAAUACCUGCAACAUCUGUGUUUGCCACCACUGCCAUCACAUCUGAACCUAUUGCAAAAUCUGUGUCUGCCAUAAAUAAAGGAGUCACAACUCAAAAUCCUUUGUCAUCAACAGUGACUGAACGUUAUAAAAAUCUUAGUAUUAAUAAUCGGCGGCCAUGUCACGAGUGUCAUGUUGGAGAAAUCUGUCUCCUUAGGCCAGAAGAGUUGGUUCCUUACUGUGUACCUGUUAGAGACACUGGAGACUCCAGAGGUUGUGGAGGGUGGUGUAAUGGUCCAUAUGAACUGUGUGAUAGACUUGACAAUAUUACCUAUCAGUGUGUUGAUGAAACAGAAUGCUUAUUGACUGAGUGGAAAUGUGGUAAUGGAUUGUGUAUCCCAAAAGAAAGAAGAUGUGAUGGACAUUUGAAUUGUUUUGAUGACACAGAUGAAUUAGAUUGUGCUUGCUCUAAAAAUGGGUUUCACUGUGGAAACAGGACAUCCUGUAUAGAACUUUCUAAACGGUGUGAUGGUUACUAUGAUUGCUGGGAUGGAAAUGAUGAAAGUAACUGUUCCUUAGGAUGUUCCAAUACUGAAUUCACGUGUAUGAAUGGUAUGUGCAUCCCAGCCAGUCACUUCUGUGAUAAGUAUAAUGAUUGCACUGACCACAGUGAUGAACCAAAUGGGUGUGCAUUGCCAUGCACACAGGAUGAAUACCAAUGUGAAAAUGGACAUUGUAUAUUAUACUCUGGUGUGUGUGAUGGAUUAGAUAACUGUGGAGAUAAUAGUGAUGAACAAAACUGUGACAAGACCUCUACCAGAAAUGGAUAAAGAUCUGAUUUUGCUAAUAUGAAGCCCAGUGUAAAAUCUGUCUUUCAAAUGUAAUUAUAACUAACAAUUACAAACCUGUAUUUAAAGUAACUUGUUGAGAAAUGUUGUUUAAUCCUUUGAACACAUACACACAUAUAUUCUCCAGGUUGUUCUGUAUGAGUAAGAACAAGGAAAUGAAUUCUAUUUGCACAUUGACUGCACCAAAUGGAUUCUCAUGCAACAAAAGAUAAUUUAUUAAAAAAGUGUAUACAAUAACGUUGCUUUUCUUUGCAGUUAUAUAUGUUAUAUAUGGUCGUGAAAACAAGAAUUAAGUGGUUAAAAGUUUUGUGCUAUUACAACAAGUGCCUUCAAUAUUAUUUAAGUAUAUUAUGAUAAAUGUGUUCACAAUAGUUACUGGUUGUGUAAACUUGUAUUGUAGGAUGCAUUAAAAUCUUGCUGUAUGAUACAGAAAAGAUAAUAGUACAAUAAAAAUAACUUAGUUUCUUCACUUUUAAUUAUUAAAUUCACAUUAAAUUGUUUCUAAAGACAUCAUUUAAUGUAAAAUAAUAUCAAGACUGAUACUUUUAAGUAUGAAAAGUGUUUCACUCUCACCGUGCAGUUGAACAGCCAGCAGUUUUCUGUAUCAAAUGUGUAAUUAUACACCAGCUAGAUUUAUCAGUGUAGGAGUAGAAGUGUGAAUGUGUAAUUAUACACCAGCUAGAUUUAUCAGUGUAGGAGUAGAAGUGUGAAUGUGUAAUUAUACACCAACUAGAUUUAUCAGUGUAGGAGUAGAAGUGUGAAUGUGUAAUUAUACACCAACUAGAUUUAUCAGUGUAGUAGUAGAAGUGUGAAUGUGUAAUUAUACACCAACUAGAUUUAUCAGUGUAGGAGUAGAAGUGUGAAUGUGUAAUUAUACACCAGCUAGAUUUAUCAGUGUAGGAGUAGAAGUGUGAAUGUGUAAUUAUACACCAACUAGAUGUAUCAGUGUAGGAGUAGAAGUGUGAGUGUGUAAUUAUACACCAGCUAGAAUGUAACACAUGUAUAUACAGUAUGUAUAGACCUUAAUAUGUAGUUUCAAAAUUGAAAUUUUGACUGUACUUUUUGAAAAAAAUAUAUAUUUUUCCAU
Limulus polyphemus (Atlantic horseshoe crab) is the source of this 2925-nucleotide messenger RNA. Its product is annotated as vitellogenin receptor-like. The coding region runs from base 498 to 1820 and encodes 440 amino acids. Gene Ontology annotation, cellular component: plasma membrane. Lineage: Eukaryota; Metazoa; Arthropoda; Merostomata; Xiphosura; Limulidae. The record is from RefSeq and is a predicted model, not a curated record. Gene Ontology annotation, molecular function: protein binding. The transcript has 11 exons.